Erigeron canadensis is the source of this 3993-nucleotide messenger RNA. Its product is annotated as alpha-mannosidase 2. The transcript is spliced from 4 exons. Gene Ontology annotation, biological process: protein deglycosylation; N-glycan processing; mannose metabolic process. The record is from RefSeq and is a predicted model, not a curated record. Gene Ontology annotation, molecular function: alpha-mannosidase activity; carbohydrate binding. Lineage: Eukaryota; Viridiplantae; Streptophyta; Magnoliopsida; Asterales; Asteraceae. Gene Ontology annotation, cellular component: Golgi membrane. The coding region runs from base 135 to 3626 and encodes 1163 amino acids.
GUUAAAAAAGAAAAAUGUAAACACAGAAAAUUCAGUGAUUGACCAAGAAAAGUCCGUCGUCACGUCGUCUAAGUCCAGUAAAACCAAUCCAACUACUGACCAAACCACCGAUCCAAUCCCAAAUUCACCGGAAUAUGCCUUUCUCAACAUCCAACAUCCGCCGUGGCAGCUGGACACCACGCUCCCUCCUCCCUUUCUCCUCCUCCACCUCCCCUAAACCCAACCCCAAACACCCCACCCGCAAAUCACGCAAACCCACAACAAACUUCAUCCUCAACAACUUCCUCAUAAUCGGCCUCAUUUCAUCAAUUCUCUUCUUCCUUUUAAUCGUCUACACUUACGGCAUCCCCAAACCCAUUUCUUUUUCUUCUUCUUCUUCCCCUUCUCGUUUAACCAGAUCACGAAAACCGGCCUAUCGAAAACCCGCUUUUUCGAAAAACAGGACUAGUAGUUUAGGUGGUGUUGUGGAUUUGACUACGAAAGAUUUGUAUGAUAAGAUUGAGUUUAAGGAUGUUGCUGGUGGGCCAUGGACUCAAGGUUGGAGGGUUUCGUAUAAAGGGAAUGAAUGGGAUGAUGAAAAGUUGAAGAUUUUCGUUGUUCCGCAUUCGCAUAAUGAUCCCGGUUGGAAACUUACUGUUGAGGAGUAUUAUGAUAGACAAAGUAGACAUAUUUUGGAUACUAUUGUUGAUACUCUUACUAAGGAUGAAAGGAGGAAGUUUAUAUGGGAAGAGAUGUCUUACUUGGAAAGAUGGUGGAGGGAUGCAUCGGAUGUUAAAAGGGAGUCGUUGAUUAAGUUAUUGCAGAAUGGGCAGUUGGAGAUUGUUGGUGGUGGUUGGGUAAUGAAUGAUGAGGCCAAUUCACAUUACUUUGCGAUCAUUGAACAGAUGAUGGAGGGAAAUAUGUGGUUAAAUGAAACUAUGGGUGUGAUCCCAAAAAACUCAUGGGCAAUAGAUCCAUUUGGCUAUUCGUCAACCAUGGCAUAUCUUCUUAGGCGUAUGGGUUUUGAAAACAUGCUUAUACAGAGGACUCAUUAUGAACUGAAAAAAGAGUUGGCUUUACAUAAGAAUUUGGAAUAUGUUUGGAGACAAAGCUGGGAUUCUGAUGAAACAACUGAUAUUUUUGUUCACAUGAUGCCAUUUUAUUCUUAUGAUGUUCCACAUACGUGUGGGCCCGAGCCUGCAGUAUGUUGCCAGUUUGACUUUGCCAGAAUGUAUGGAUUUAUGUAUGAGCGGUGCCCUUGGGGACAGCAUCCAGAAGAGACAACACAAGAAAACGUAAAGGACAGAGCUCUUAAACUUCUGGAUCAGUACAAGAAGAAGUCGACCCUUUACCGGACCAAUACACUUCUUAUCCCUCUUGGAGAUGAUUUCCGUUACAUCAGCAUCGAUGAAGCAGAAGCUCAGUUUAGAAACUAUCAAAUGUUAUUUGAUUAUAUGAAUUCGAAUCCAGAGUUAAAUACAGAGGCGAAAUUUGGCACAUUAGAGGAUUAUUUCCGAACUUUAAGAGAAGAAUCUGAAAGAGUUAAUUAUUCACGUCCUGGUGAAUUCGGGUCAGGUCAGAUUGGCGGGUUUCCUUCGUUGUCGGGUGACUUCUUUACUUAUGCCGAUAGACAACAGGAUUACUGGAGCGGGUAUUAUGUUUCACGGCCUUUUUUCAAAUCCGUUGACCGUGUACUAGAGCAAACCCUACGGGCCACAGAAAUGACAAUGGUCUUCUUGCUAGGGUACUGCCAGAGAGCCCAAUGCGAAAAGCUGCCUACAAGUUUCACCCAUAAGUUAACAGCUGCAAGAAGGAACUUGGCUCUUUUUCAGCACCAUGAUGGUGUGACCGGCACAGCUAAAGAUCAUGUGGUUCAAGACUACGGAAUGCGUAUGCAUACUUCUUUACAAGACCUGCAAAUUUUUAUGUCCAAAGCUAUUGAGGUACUGCUAGGUAUCCAUCAUGAUAAAAAUGAUCAGAACCCAUCACAGUUUGAGCCAGCACAGGUACGAUCUAAAUAUGAUGCGCAACCAGUGCACCAUCCGGUUAGUGCCAAUCAGGGAACCGUGCAAUCAGUGGUCUUAUUUAAUUCUCUUGAGCAAACAAGAAACGAGAUUGUGAUGUUCAUAGUCGAGAGGCCUGAUGUAACUAUUCUAGACUCUAACUGGACAUGUGUUAAAAGCCAAAUUUCUCCCGAAUUGCAGCAUAACAAAAUGAAGCUGUUCACUGGAAGACAUAGAGUAUUCUGGAAAGCUUCAGUUCCUGCCAUGGGUUUGCAGACAUAUUAUAUUGCUAAUGGUUUUGUGGGAUGCGAGAAGGCCAAACCAGCCAAGUUGAAAAUUAUCUCAACUGCUAGCACCUUAUCAUGUCUUGCUCCAUAUAGUUGCUCAAAAGUGGAAGGUGAUUCAGUCCAGAUCAGAAAUUGGCAUCAUGCUCUUACCUUUAGUGCCACAUAUGGUUUAUUGCAGAAGGUGACUCAAACAAAAGGUGGGUCUCAAAAUGUUAUCGAUGAAGAGUUGGCUAUGUACAAUAGUCCUGAAAGCGGGGCCUACCUUUUUAAGCCAGGUGGCGAUGCAACACCAAUCACCCAAUCUGGCAGUGAUAUGGUAAUUUCUGAGGGAUUUCUGAUGCAGGAAGUCUUCACCAUGCCAAAAACAGGCUGGACCAAAACACCCGUUUCUCACAGCACACGCAUGUACAACUGUGAGGGCUCAAUGCAGGAGCUUUUGAUUGAGAAAGAGUAUCAUGUGGAGCUUAUCGGGGGUGAAUUCAAUGAUCAAGAAUUGGUUGUUAGAUAUAAGACGGAUAUAGAUAACAAGAGGAUUUUUUAUUCGGAUUUGAACGGCUUUCAGAUGAGUCGUAGAGAAACGUAUGAUAAGAUUCCUCUACAGGGAAAUUACUACCCGAUGCCAUCGCUUGCCUUCAUCCAAGAGUCUAAAGGGCAGCGAUUUUCUGUACACACCAGGCAGUCAUUGGGUGUCGCUAGCCCUAAAAAUGGACAGUUUGAGAUCAUGCUUGAUCGUCGGUUGUCACGAGAUGACGGUCGUGGUCUUGGCCAAGGAGUAACAGAUAACCGUCCAAUGAACGUAGUUUUCCAUCUCACUUUUGAAUCAAACAUAUCAUCAGUUCAUGAUCCCAUUACACACUCUGGGACCAUAAGUCCAUCUCUUUUCUCUCAUCGUGUUGGAGCCCACUUGAACCAUCCAUUGCAUGCAUAUAUUGCUAAAAAACCACAAGAAAUAUCGGUUCAACCUCCCCCGAGGUCUUUCUCGCCCUUAACAGCUCCAUUGCCCUGUGAUUUGCACAUUGUAAGCCUUAAGAUCCCAAGACCGUUAAAAUACACACAGCAGAAUGCUGAAGAACCUCGGUCUGUUUUAAUUUUCCAGAGAAGGCACUGGGAUUCAUCGUACUGUCGAAAAGGAAAGUCAGAUUGUUCAAGGAUAGAUGACAAACCAUUGAAUCUGUUGAACAUGUUUCAAGGUCUUGAUGUUUUAAAUGCAAAAGCUACUUCACUAAACCUUAUGCAUGAUGAUACAGAGCUGCUUGGAUACAGUGAGCAGUCUGCAGAUGUUUCUCAAGGACGGGUCCUUAUAUCCCCUAUGGAACUGCAGGCUUACAAGUUCAAUUUACGGCCUGUUUCCAGUUAGGCCAACAUGGCAUUCAUUUGCAAUUGAUGACCAUACAAUGAGGAAAGCAUGUGACUUUAUUGACCGUUGAGCCCAAAGGACACCAAGUGAGCUGAUAGAUACAAGCAAGCAUAUUUCUUUUGGUGACAAUGUGGCUUUUCUGAACUUCCCAAAAGAUAUGGGAUUUAGUUGGUUCUGUGGGAAGGUUUGUAAGGUAGUGUUGCAUAGGUAAAGUUGUAGCUCAAGAGAUGAUAGACAAGAUGAGGAACAGAUUAAUAUUAAACUGCUGAGGUUUUGGUUUUUGUUCUCUUUGAUUUUGUUUAUGUACACGGAAAACAGUUUGUGUUCUGUAUACUUUCUAACAUAUCAAAAAUGAUAGUUUAUAGUA